This is a messenger RNA of Lathyrus sativus (Indian pea), 1035 nucleotides long. The record is from the annotation of a GenBank genome assembly. Lineage: Eukaryota; Viridiplantae; Streptophyta; Magnoliopsida; Fabales; Fabaceae.
AUGGCCGAUGAUCAUUCUUCCUUCACUAAGGAUGUUUUGCUUGUGAAGGGUUUGAAGAAUACAACGUUUGUUUGGAGGUUGGUUGUGUUGGCUUUUGCAAUGGUUUGUGGUGUGUAUAUAUGUUCUAUUUGUCUGAAGCAGAUAAGCACUGGGACUAAAAUUGGUUUUCUAGAUAUCAAUGUUAUUCAAAAGCCUUGUCCCGAACCGAAUAUCGAACCUUGGGAGAUUCCUUAUGUGCAUUAUCCGAAUCCCAAAACUUACAGCAGGGAGGAAUGUAGUUGCCACCCGGUGCGCUAUUUUACUAUUCUGUCGAUGCAGAGAUCUGGGAGUGGAUGGUUUGAGACAUUUUUGAAUAGCCAUCCUAACAUAAGCUCGAACGGGGAAAUUUUUUCGGUUAAGGUUAGGAGGAGUAAUAUGACGACGAUAACUGAGACGUUGGACACAAUUUAUAAUCUAGAUUGGUUUAGUAGUGCUUCUAAAAACGAGUGCACGACUGCGGUUGGCUUGAAGUGGAUGCUUAAUCAGGGAUUGGUGCAGCAUCAUGAACAAAUUGCCGAGUACUUUAGAAUUCACGGUGUUUCAGUCAUAUUUCUUUUUAGAAGGAACCUUUUGCGCCGGAUGAUUUCCGUACUUGCAAACGAAUACGAUAAGAAUGCUAAAAUAUUAAAUGGCACUCACAAAUCUCAUGUUCAUUCACCCAAAGAGGCAGAAAUACUCGCAAAAUACAAGCCAACACUCAAUUCAACGUUGCUGAUUGCAAGCCUGAAACAAGUGAACGACACCACCACCAAGGCUUUAGAAUAUUUCAAGAGCACGCGGCACAUUAUGCUAUACUAUGAAGACGUUGUCAAGAAUCGCACCAAAUUGGCGGACGUUCUGGAGUUUCUUAAGGUUCCUCAGAUGAAUUUAAAGAGUCGUCAAGUAAAGAUUCAUAAAGGUUCCUUAUCGAGCCAAGUUGAAAACUGGGACGACGUGAGCAAAGCACUCACCGGUACGCAAUAUGAGAGAUUCCUCCACGAAGAUUACCGCAGGUAA